AUGGCGCCCACGAACGAAACAUCAUUCUCCGCCCAUGUGGCAAACCAGUUUACAAGCUAUGAGAAAGACCGGCAGAUGGAUUCGACGCAGACUGUGUACGCCUCGGCCAACGGCGCUCCCCAAGCUCAUGCCUACGAAUCUCAACGAGUUGGCGAGAAUGGCCCCCUCCUGCUGCAAGACUUCCACCUGAUCGACCUCCUCUCCCACUUCGACCGUGAGCGUAUCCCCGAACGUGUUGUUCACGCCAAGGGCAGCGGUGCUCAUGGAUUUUUCGAAUGCACCAACCCCGCCGAUGACAUUACUAUGGCCGAUGUGUUCAGCACCAAGGGCAAGAAAUGUCCAGUGUCAGUACGAUUCUCCACGGUCGGUGGCGAGAGUGGUUCUCAUGAUUGCGCUCGUGAUCCUAGAGGCUUCUCCGUCAAGUUCAGGACUGAAGAGGGCAACUGGGACCACGUUGCCAACAAUACCCCCGUCUUCUUCCUGCGCGAUCCAGCAAAGUUUCCUCACUUCAUCCACACUCAAAAGAGAGAUCCGCAAACUCACCUUACCCAUGCCGAUGAUUCUACUUUGUUCUGGGACUAUCUAUCCAACAAUCCCGAGUCGAUUCAUCAGGUCAUGAUCCUCAUGGGUGAUCGUGGCAUUCCCGACGGUUACCGAUUCAUGCACGGCUAUUCAGGUCACACGAUGAAGCUCGUAAACAAGAGUGGCGAGUGGGUUUAUGCUCAGAUCCAUAUGAAGUCUCAACAAGGUACGAAGUUCAUCACGCAAGAGGACUCCGCCACAAAAUCUCCCGACUAUUCGCAGAAAGAUCUUUUCGAGGCUAUUCAGCGCGGCGAAUUUCCCAAGUGGAGUGUGGAGGUGCAAACCGUAACGCCGAAACAAGCAGAGGAGAUGUGGGAAAAGCAGAAGAUUAACGUGUUCGACCUGACACACGUCUGGCCCCAGAAGCAAUUCCCUCUCCGUAAAAUCGGCGAGUUCACACUCAACGAGAACGCGAUCAACUACUUCGCCGAAAUUGAGCAGCUCGCAUUCUCACCGUCACAUCUUGUGCCAGGUAUUGAGCCUUCCGCCGAUCCUGUCCUCCAGUCUCGGCUGUACUCCUAUCCCGACACCCACCGUCAUCGUCUGGGUGCCAACUAUCAGCAGCUGCCCGUCAACGCUCCUCGCACUGCCUAUAAGUUCGGCAACUUCCAACGUGACGGCCCUAUGGCAUUCUACAACCAAGGUGCUCGCCCGAACUACAUCAGCUCGCUGGAUCCAAUCCAGUUUCGCGAGCGCAAGGUUGACCUCGACUCAACCCAUGGACACUUCGUUGGCAAUGCCAUCUCAUUCUUGACGGAAAUCCGUCCAGAAGACUUCAAUGCACCCCGUGCUUUGUGGGAGAAGGUUUUUGAUGAGCCUGCUCGUGAACGAUUUGUAAACAAUGUGGCCGGAAAGAUGGAAGUUUGCCCGGACAAGGAGAUCCUCAAGCGCCAGAUUACAAUCUUCCGCGAAGUCAGUGAUGAUCUUGCCUCUCGUAUCGAGAAAGCUACUGGAAUUAAAGGAUAUGCCGGUAUUGCCGACAUUCAGUUCAACGGCACCCAUAACGGCAUGAAGAAGGGUGGUGCUCUUGCGACAGGUUUGAAGGCUAGGACCAGUGGUUACAACCCAGAAAACCCGAACGGCGCUCCCAUCACGAACAGUCAUGCUGGAAUAGCUGCUCACUGA
Molecule: messenger RNA, 1707 nt
Organism: Cyphellophora europaea CBS 101466
Lineage: Eukaryota; Fungi; Ascomycota; Eurotiomycetes; Chaetothyriales; Cyphellophoraceae
Exons: 2
Coding region: 1-1707 (568 amino acids)
Biological process (GO): hydrogen peroxide catabolic process; response to hydrogen peroxide
Cellular component (GO): mitochondrion; peroxisome; cytoplasm
Molecular function (GO): catalase activity; heme binding
Source: RefSeq, a predicted model, not a curated record